Iphiclides podalirius (scarce swallowtail) is the source of this 1803-nucleotide messenger RNA. The record is from the annotation of a GenBank genome assembly. NCBI's taxonomy places the organism in Eukaryota, Metazoa, Arthropoda, Insecta, Lepidoptera, Papilionidae.
AUGGAUGCGAAAGAAGUCGAGAGCAAAUCGGGUGUUCUAGGGCGGACACCGUGCACUCCAUGCUAUAUGGCCAGCGGUUGCUCUCACAAGCCGGACGAAGGUAGACAAAAGAAGUGUUGCCAAAUUAAAGGGACCGACCUAGAGUCCACUAGCGCGAGUAGUGCAGCACAUUCAACGGGCCCGUCGUGUAGCGGUGGCAGUCAAAAUUUCCCUCAAAGCACUGUAUUGUCUGAUUUUAAAGAGGUAGCCUCAUUCGACAAGAAUUGUUCGGAGAAAUUGAAAGAUCUGAUAGAAACUGAGAAGCAAUUGAAAGAGGCCAUUCAAAAGCUGGAACAGCGUGAGAAGAACAGUAUGGAACUGCUGAAACAGGCUGAUUGCAUGUGGGUGUGUAUGGAGGACUCUUACAAGAAGAAGAUUUCCCAAUCCACGGAGAGGCAAAAGACUCUAGAGAAACAGAAAAAAGUGGUUAGCUUAGCUGAAGAAGUAAAGGAAUUGGAAAAGAUCGUCGCAGAAGAGAACAAGAAGAAAAGGGAAAAGGAGCUCGAAGGUACAAAAUUUAUCAAAGAGGCAAGGAAGGAUUUACAGACAAUCUGCGGACUUUUAUUAAAGAAGAAAUUAGAAAAUGAAGACCUAAAAGCAGAGAAAACGGCUUUGCUAUCGGAGAUCGAAGCAUUGCAGCAGGCCCGCGAGAAAUGCAAGGAAAAAUGCGAAACGAAGCGGAAAACGUUGGAGAGUGAAAUCGAGAAAGUCAACAAGGAGAUUGCCGAGUGCCAAGCGCGAUGCAGCAGAUGCAACGAAUGCACCGAUACAUCGGAAUUUCUGAGAUUCUGCACCGACUGCCCUCGGUGCUUGGAAGAGAGGCGUUGCACGAUCGAAGGGGGCCAUUGCACCGCGAAUCAGUCGAUGGACUGCGUUUGCACGGCCGUCAAGAAGAAGUUCCUGGACAACGUGUUCGAGAACAUGUACACGGUAAUGGAGAGGCUGAUCAAGAAGGGCAGCGGUAAGGUCGUCGCCGAUAAAGUGUUGGAAUGCCUGAAAAACAGCAGGAACGGCAAGCUCGACGAGCGGACCCGGAAAGCCCUUCAAGCUUUCAUAUUGACGGGCGUUAAGAAACAUCUGAAUUUGACUAUUGUCGGCGGCGCUGUCAAGACUAGGUGUGAAGAACCUUGCCGCCGCUGGGGCGGUACCAACGAAUGCCACUGUCCGAAAGGCCCCAAGGCUUGCAUAUGCCUGAAAAAAGCACCGCGACCACCGCACGACGCAACACCAUGUCCCGAGGAUGAGGAAGACGAAGAGGAAGAGCCACAAGACGCGUGUCACAAACACGCGUCACGCCACAACAGGGAGAAAGAAAAUUCUAAGAAGUCGAGUGCAUCUAAUCUGACAAGUUGCGAUUGCAAAUUGAGUCCAUCUGAUAGACAUAAUCUGAUAAGUUGCAAUUGCAAAACGAGCGGCGCUGAAUUGCCGGACUUAGGUGCAGAACUGGCGAAAUUUAGGCCCGAAUCGUGCCAGGGUCCGAAGUGUAAGUUCUCGAAGGACAUGAGAACGGCACCAUGCGUCGUCCACUCGGAUGAGUCGGCCACACAACGGACUAAGGACUGCGCAUUCGUCCCAGUUAAAUUGGCAUCCAGUCUGAAGGACCAGGAAUUUUGUGAUUGUGUAUUACCGGGAGGUUAUUCUGGAACCGAUGCAGGUAGCCGUCCCCGCGAGCUUCUUAUAGAAGAGUUGAUGGGAAAUUGUGACGUCACGACUGUUGGGAAAAUAAGCUCGGUGAUAAGCUCCGACUCAUUCAAAACAUUGCCG